AUGCCAGAGUAUGAAGUCAAGGAGGAGGAGAAGGCAAAAAAGACGUUGGAAAUGGUUGAAUUUUGUACAAACCUCCCCACUACGGAGGUGGAUGAAGAACGGGGUUCCUCAAACUCAUCUCUUGAAAUAAUUUCUUCUGUCGAAUUGGAAACAGAUCCAAACCUCCAAGAAAUCCCUACCAUAUCUUCUGAUGUAAACAUUGAAUCUGGAAGGCCAUAUCAGGUAAAGUGUGAUGGAAGUUGA
Molecule: messenger RNA, 243 nt
Organism: Rodentolepis nana
Lineage: Eukaryota; Metazoa; Platyhelminthes; Cestoda; Cyclophyllidea; Hymenolepididae
Source: the annotation of a GenBank genome assembly